AUGAGAAAUGAAAAUGAAGUAGUUGAUCUUGAACUUUCUCCGCUAACCGGAGAAGAUAGAAAACAUCAAUACUACCGGAGCAUUUUUGACAAGUACGACAAAAAUCACUCUGGUAUCAUAGAGCUGAAAGAGCUCAAAGAGCUGAUCAUCCAUGACGAUGACAUUCCAGAACAGCUCGUCGAGAAGAUAUACAAAGCUGCCGACCAGAACAAAGAUGGACAGAUUGAUUUCGACGAAUUCUUAUCUAUGAUCACCAGCAAGCAUUACAAAGGACUUUUCCAAAACUACAUGAACAUCUACAUACGAAAUGUUCUUCCACAACGACGUCAAAACGAUUCAGAUAAGGUUGAGAUAGACGGUGUUUAUGAAGAAAGUUACACUUGCUGCCCUCCACCGAUCGCCAUGGUGGUCAUUUCUGCCUUCGAGCUGGCUUGUUACGUCAUGGACGAAGCCACCGAGAAAGAUUCUACGCUCAACAAUUCCGGUGUCACGGCCAAAAUGUUCAUUUACAAUCCUUAUCACAGGGAGGAAUGCUGGCGGUUUUUCACCUACAUGUUCGUUCACAUAGGGUACAUGCACUUGGCGAUGAAUCUUUUCGUCCAGUUGGCGCUAGGUGUCCCCCUAGAGAUGGUGCACCAUUGGUGGAGGGUGUUAAUAGUUUAUUUCGCGGGGGUGAUUGCCGGCUCACUGGGAACUUCGGUGGCAGAUCCAGGAGUGUUCUUGGCCGGAGCCAGCGGGGGCGUUUAUGCCCUUGUCACCGCCCACAUCGCCGCCAUCUUGAUGAACUGGAAGGACAUGUCUUUUCCACACUUCCAACUCCUCUUCUUCAUCAUCCUAUGUACUCUAGACGUCGGAAGCACCAUCUAUAACCGGUACUGGCUAGACACGAACCAAAAUAUAGGGUACACGGCCCAUUUGGCCGGGGCCUUGGCAGGGCUUCUGGUCGGCAUUUGGGUGCUGAGAAACUUCAACGCUACCAAGAGGGAGUCGUAUUUGUGGUGGGGGGCUGUUUUAAUCUACGGGGUGUGCAUGGGAGUGUUGGUUUUGAUGAAUGUCGUUUGGACUGAUCACUUUUUGAAAAUAAGGUGA
This is a messenger RNA of Phaedon cochleariae (mustard beetle), 1089 nucleotides long. NCBI's taxonomy places the organism in Eukaryota, Metazoa, Arthropoda, Insecta, Coleoptera, Chrysomelidae. The record is from the annotation of a GenBank genome assembly.